Messenger RNA from Cavia porcellus (domestic guinea pig), 2363 nucleotides. RefSeq names its product APC down-regulated 1 (gene Apcdd1). The transcript is spliced from 5 exons. The record is from RefSeq and is a predicted model, not a curated record. Gene Ontology annotation, biological process: negative regulation of Wnt signaling pathway. Lineage: Eukaryota; Metazoa; Chordata; Mammalia; Rodentia; Caviidae. Gene Ontology annotation, cellular component: plasma membrane. The coding region runs from base 232 to 1761 and encodes 509 amino acids. Gene Ontology annotation, molecular function: Wnt-protein binding.
CCGCCCCCGGCCCGGGAAGGAUGCGGAGGCCGCGCGGCGGCGACUCACACUGCAGCCCCGGGCGGCGCGCGCGGCUGGCUCGCAUCGGGGCCGGGGCGGGGACCGGGGCCCGAGGCCGCCGAGGGGGCGCGCGCCCCACAGUCCUGCGCCGGGCAUGGGGCGCCAGGCGACUGCCUGAGGCCGCGGAGCAGCGGGCGGCCGGGCAGGCGGCCGCGGCUGCGGCCGGCGGAGAUGCGCGGGGUGCUACUGCGGAGCGUGCUCGCGGCCCUGUUGCUGCGCGGGCUGGGGGAGGGCUCUGCCCUCUUGCACCCUGACAGCAGAUCCCACCCUCGGUCUUUGGAGAAGAGCACCUGGCGAGCCUUCCGGGAGUCACAGUGCCACCACAUGCUCAAGCAUCUUCACAAUGGUGCACGGAUCACUGUGCAGAUGCCACCGACCAUCGAGGGACACUGGGUUUCUACUGGCUGUGAAGUGCGCUCCGGGCCAGAGUUCAUCACGCGGUCGUACCGCUUCUACCCCAACAACACCUUCAAGGCCUACCAGUUCUACUAUGGCAGCAACCGCUGCACUGACCCGACCUACACACUCAUCGUCCGGGGCAAGAUCCGCCUGCGCCAGGCCUCCUGGAUCAUUCGCGGGGGCACCGAGGCUGACUACCAGCUGCACGGCGUGCAGGUCAUCUGCCACACGGACACGGUGGCCGAGCAGCUCAGCCAGCUGGUGAACCACACGUGCCCUGGCUUUGUGGCCAGGGGUCCCUGGGUACAGGACGCAGCCUACGACCUGUGGCGGGCUGAGGGCGGCUGCGAGUGCACCCAGGCCCUACGCUUUGCCAUGCAUGAGCUGCAACUGCUCCGCGUGGAAAAGCACUACCUGCACCGCCUGGACCAUCUGGUGGAGGAGCUGUUCCUCGGCGACAUUCACACAGAUGCCAGCCAGAGGAGGUUCUACCGGCCAUCCAGCUACCAGCCGCCCCUGCAGAGCGCCCAGAACCAUGACCACACCUGCAUAGCCUGUCGCAUCAUCUACCGCUCAGACGAGCACCACCCUCCACUGCUGCCCCCGAAGGCCGACCUGACUGUGGGCCUGCAUGGCGAGUGGGUGAGCCAGCGCUGCGAGGUGCGCCCCGAAGUCCUCUUCCUCACGCGUCACUUCAUCUUCCAUGACAACAACCACACCUGGGAGGGCCACUACUACCACUACUCGGAUCCCGUGUGCAAGCACCCUACCUUCACCAUUUACGCCCGAGGCCGCUACAGUCAUGGGGUGCUGUCCUCCAGGGUCGUGGGCGGCACGGAGUUUGUGUUCAAAGUGAAUCACAUGAAGGUCACCCCCAUGGACGCGGCCACGGCCUCGCUCCUCAAUGUCUUCAACGGGAACGAGUGCGGGGCCGAGGGCUCCUGGCAGGUGGGUGUGCAGCAGGAUGUCACGCACACCAACGGCUGCAUGGCGCUGGGCAUCAAGCUGCCCCACACAGAGUAUGAGAUCUUCAAGAUGGAGCAGGAUGCCCGGGGGCGCUAUCUGCUCUUCAAUGGCCAGCGGCCAAGCGACGGGUCUAGCCCAGACCGGCCGGAGAAGAGGGCCACGUCCUACCAGAUGCCCCUGGUCCAGUGCGCCUCCUCCUUGCCCAGAGCUGAGGACCUGUCUGCUGAUGGUGGGGGCGAGCUGCACGGCCGGGCACCAGGAACAAGAGCCUGGCCCCUGCUGCUGGCCGCCCUUGCCUGCUUCCUGACUCUGCCGCUCUGGGGCGGGCCCAGCUAGAGGUUUUUAGGAAGUUCUAUUUUUCUGAACUAGGAUUCCUUACCAUGUACAGAUUUUCUUUAUGAAAAGAAAAGACACUGAUUCUUUUGAUGCACUUGAAUGCUCCUUUUCCCCUCUCCCUCCCUGCCCGUUUGAAGUCUCUGCUUUGAACUCUGUCCAGCCUGAUCCCUGGCCCCAGCGAGUUUGCAACAGUAAUUGCACUUUAAGUCCUCGGAGUUUCUGCUGGUGUGUUUGGUGGAGGCAGUGGGGGUGAGCGCUGGGUCCUCUUAUUUCUGUCCUCCUAAACAUUUGAUUUCUGAGUUGGGCUUAGAAGAGCCUUUGCCAAGCUGUAACCUUUCCUGCGCGUUGACUGCAAUUGCCCCCCGCCCAACCCUCCUCAGAGAUGUCUCCGAGGUUUAUGUCCUCGAAUCGAAUCGGUGCACAGCUGGUUUGGGACUGCGAUCAAGGCCUUGCACUGACACACAGAAGAUGUGGGUGUAGAUAUGUACAGAGGAGGGGGCGUGAGGUUCAGCUGGAUUUCUUUACAGAAACGGGAGACCAUCGAAACUUUCAGAAGUGCUGCAAGGAAAAGUGUAAUUAAAGUUCCAAAGUAAUUUAAACUA